This is a messenger RNA of Capra hircus (goat), 793 nucleotides long. RefSeq names its product NK6 homeobox 3 (gene NKX6-3). The record is from RefSeq and is a predicted model, not a curated record. The transcript is spliced from 3 exons. Gene Ontology annotation, biological process: regulation of transcription by RNA polymerase II; cell differentiation. The coding region runs from base 1 to 792 and encodes 263 amino acids. Lineage: Eukaryota; Metazoa; Chordata; Mammalia; Artiodactyla; Bovidae. Gene Ontology annotation, cellular component: nucleus. Gene Ontology annotation, molecular function: RNA polymerase II cis-regulatory region sequence-specific DNA binding; DNA-binding transcription factor activity, RNA polymerase II-specific.
AUGGAGUCCAACCUGCAGGGCCCCUUCCUGCUGAACAACACGCCGCUGGCCCAGUUCUCGGAGAUGAAGGCACCUGUGUGCCAGUACGCCAUGCAGAACUCCUUCUACAAGCUCAGCCCCCCGGGCUUGGGCCCCCAGCUGCCGGCCGGGACCCCCCACGGCAUCACGGACAUCCUGAGCAGGCCCGUGGCCGCUCCCAACAGCAGCCUCCUGCCCGGCUACCCCCACGUGGCCGGCUUCAGUGGCCUCGGCUCCCAGGGGGUCUACUACGGCCCCCAGGUAGGGAGCUUCUCCAAGGCGGGGAGCGAGUACCCCACCCGGACCCGGAACUGCUGGGCGGACGCGGGCCAGGACUGGCGAGGCGGGCGGCAGUGCAGCAGCACCGCGGACCCCUUGGGCGACAGCAUCCACAAGAAAAAGCACACCCGGCCCACCUUCACGGGCCACCAGAUCUUCGCCCUGGAAAAGACCUUCGAGCAGACCAAGUACUUGGCUGGCCCCGAGAGGGCGCGGCUGGCGUACUCCCUGGGGAUGACCGAGUCGCAGGUCAAGGUGUGGUUCCAGAACCGAAGGACCAAGUGGCGGAAGAAGAGCGCCCUGGAGCCCUCGUCGUCCACGCCGCGGGCCCCGGGCAGCGCGGGCGCGGGCGGGGAGCGCGCGGCCUCGGAGACCGAGGACGACGAGUACAACAAGCCCCUGGACCCCGACUCGGACGACGAGAAGAUCCGGCUGCUGCUGCGCAAGCAUCGCGCCGCCUUCUCGGUGCUCGGCCUGGGCGCGCACGGCGUCUGAC